Aspergillus pseudotamarii is the source of this 1102-nucleotide messenger RNA. RefSeq lists its product as uncharacterized. Lineage: Eukaryota; Fungi; Ascomycota; Eurotiomycetes; Eurotiales; Aspergillaceae. The coding region runs from base 19 to 861 and encodes 280 amino acids. The transcript has 3 exons. The record is from RefSeq and is a predicted model, not a curated record.
CAGGCUAACCUCGAUGAUAUGUCUAGCCUAAAGUCAGCUUUUGCAGGUGCCAGCAUUAUCUUCAGUGUCACCAAUUACUGGGAGCCAUUCUUCCGAGCAGACUGCCGACAGAAGGCUGCCGAACUGGGCAUAUCUUGCCGCAAGUACGCCUACGAUGUUGAAUACCAACAGGGCCAGAAUAUUGCCGAUGCGGCAGCAGCAACUGCCGAAACAUUAGAUGAAAAUGGGUUCAUUGCGUCGACGUUGAGCCACGCUGGGAGGUGUAGCGAGGGGAAGUUCGACGAGCUGUACCAUUUUGAUGCGAAAGCAGACGUCUUUCCAAGUUACGUGCAAAGUAAUCACCCAGAACUGGCUCGGAAGAUGUCCUGUGUGCAGACGGGAUAUUUCAUGUCGAGCUACAAGCUGGUUCCGGAUGCUUACUUCGGGCGAGCUGAUGAUGGCUCUUUUGAGAUGACGUUUCCUACUGCUCCAGACACACCGGUACCUCAUUUUAAUGUCAAUGCGGAUAUGGGGCAUUUUGUGCAUGCAGUGGCUAAGAUGCCGCCUGGGAAGAGUUACAUGGCUGAAGGCACGACGUGCAGCUGGACGGAGUAUAUGAGAUUGUGGAGUCGGGUGAACUCAGUGCCAGCGUCCUACCGGCGGAUCUCGUUAGAAGAAUUAAUAGAUCGAACCCCCGAUGCAGAAUUUGGUCGGGAAGUGGGGGACAUGUUCGCAUAUUCGACCGAGCCGGGGUACGAUGGUGGGGAAAGGGAGCUACUACAUGCCGCAGAUAUUCGAAAAGCUGGAAUAGACUGCCCAAUGACGAGUCUGGAGCAAUGGAUGAAAAAAGAGGAUUGGUCAAGCGUUUUCCAAAAGGCAUAGGCAGAAUAUCAACAAGAUAGGAACAUCCGAGUAUUCGGCCCUGACUGUCCCGAAAGAAUCCAUAUUUACCGUAUCCACAUCGUCGGAUUUCCUUGUCUGUUCCCCACAGAUGCGCGGGGUAACAAGUUGAUUAGUGGCUUUAUAUUCAUCCAUAAAGGGGUGGCCCUUUUUAGCCUGAAUCCAAAUGCCGCCUCCCCAUACCCCAUUUCCCCCACAAUGUAUACCUGGUAUAAGAAGCCGU